AUGAAAACCGAUAUAGAAAAGAUCAGAGCAGGAGGAGUUGCAGGAUGCAUUGAUGAAAUCCUUACAAAUAUUUACUUUUUUCAUGCAGUUGAUCUAUUGUACUAUCGGCCGAAUUAUAGUAGCCGAAUUAUAGUAGCCGAAUUAUAG
Messenger RNA from Dentiscutata erythropus, 147 nucleotides. The record is from the annotation of a GenBank genome assembly. Lineage: Eukaryota; Fungi; Glomeromycota; Glomeromycetes; Diversisporales; Gigasporaceae.